AAGUGUCAGUAAAAUCAUUACAUUGGUAUCAAACAUUCUAGAAAAAAAAGCAAGAAAUGAAAUAAAAAUGCCUGCUGGUGUACUUCAGCUCCACCAGACCAUGAGGGAUUUCCAUGCUGUGGCUGGCUUUCCAAGAAUCAUUGGAGCCAUAGAUGGUACUCAUGUGCCAAUCAAGGCACCAACUGAUGAUGAAGCAAUUUUUGUCAACAGAAAAAAAUUCCAUUCCUUAAAUAUCCAAGUUGUUUGUGAUGCUCAUAGAAUGAUCAUAAACUAUGUUGUAAAGUUUCCUGGCAGCACACAUGAUGCUUACAUUUGGAACAACAGCACACUUCGAACCAGAUUUCAACGGGGUGAAUUCAGAGAUGCAAUACUCUUGGGAGAUAGUGGUUAUCCACUUGAACCAUUUCUGAUGACGCCAUUUGCCAACCCUGUAUUACGAGGCGAAGAAGAAUUCAAUAGAUGCCACACAAGAACAAGAGUAAUCAUUGAACAAACCUUUGGAGUCUUGAAGUCAAGAUUCAGGUGCUUGCAUCGAUCAGGAGGAAACCUU
Hyalella azteca is the source of this 550-nucleotide messenger RNA. Its product is annotated as putative nuclease HARBI1. The transcript is spliced from 3 exons. The record is from RefSeq and is a predicted model, not a curated record. The annotation marks the transcript as partial. Lineage: Eukaryota; Metazoa; Arthropoda; Malacostraca; Amphipoda; Hyalellidae.